CCCCUCCUCCACCAAGUAUGGUGAUGGGAAGGAGAGGACCUUUAGGAAGUGGGUGGUAAAGUUUUAGAGCAAAGUACAUAUAGACUCUUCCUCUUUGGGAUUAACUCCUUCAAGUCCUGACAGUUACAAGUAAAAUAUCUAGUAAUUUUAUAUUUUUGUCCAAACAAACCAAAUGUUCUAAUCAAACCAAUUUAAAAAUGCAAAUCACCUCAUUUCCAUAGAUUCCAGCAUUCUAAAAGUGACACAUUUGGGGGAAAAAUUAAGCCUGAUAACAGGAAAUGUGAAUCAUACUAUCAGUGACUAAUCUGCUUAAGAAAAAAAAUAAGUUACGUUUAUUUUAUCAUUAGGAAGUCAGUGUUAAGCCAGAUUUCUUAAAGUUUAAAGCAAGUGGCAUUUUUAUUUUAAAAGCGGCCCUGUUUUGCUGUUUUUGUUUGUUUUUAUAUAAUGAGUUUUCCAAGAGGAAUGUAUAUAUGCAAUCAGAGGUGGUUUAUGUGGUAAAGAACGCAAGCUAGCAUGUCACUGCCAAAGAGCUGGAAGGUGAUCGCAUUAAGAUUCUAGUUUAGGGUUUGAUGUGUGUGUUGCUGUUAUUGUUGUUUAAAAGAAUACAAAGCUUGAUUGGUUAUUAAGAUUGACCACUAAGUAAAUCAAUUGAAGACAGAAGCACGUUGUCCUAAUUGAUGCCCUUUGCAUAAAUUGAGAAAAGGUCUAUAUCUAUUUUAUGUGAUUCUUUGUAGCUGCCUGACACAUUUCAGUGAAAAGUGUGUAAAAAUGAAACCAAAAUACAGACUGCCUACCCAGAGACACUGGCUGACUUACUGUAGGAUGUGAUAGAGCUGAACUGAAAACGCAUUCGGCUGACACUUGAUAAUCAAAGUUGAUUUAUUGUUCAUUAGUACUGCAUUAGCCCUUUCAGGCAAGACAGUUAUUUGUGUAGUUGCCUGUCAAGAGUGAGACUGCAAGCACCUGUCAUUUCUAAGGCAUGAGAUAAGCAACCAAAUAUUAAGAAGAUGCAAAUAAAAAUACGUUUGACUACGUAAAGGGGCACAUAGUAAUACAUUUUUUUUUCUUUAAAAAGAUAGUAUGGGUCAAUACCAGCUAUAAGAAAGAAAUCUACUGAGGAUUAUUUUUUAACCCUAAGAACGACUUAUAGAAGGAAAGUAACGGGCUUUAUAUUCACCCAUUUGCCUUAAGAACUUCGUUUCCUGCCCAAAUGUGCAGCUUGUCUGACAAAAAGUUGGUUAGUUAAGGAAAUGAGAGGCGCAUGUCAAUUAUGUAAUCCGAGUAAUUUAGGUAAGGUAGGCUUUCUGUUUGUUUUGUGUUAAUAAACAUUUUAUUAAAUGAAACUUGUAAGCAUGGGUUGAUUACAUGAAAAUGUGAUGGCAUCAUGGCUAAGCUUUGAUAAUGUCGGCUAAUAAUGUCAAGUGCAUUUUCUGCAACAUGUAUCACUCUGGAUUUUUUUCCUCUUUCCCUGGAAGGGAAUGAUCUCAUGACAUAUAAUAGAAAACAACCUCAGUGUCAGAAGAAAGCAAAAUUAGCGAACUUUUGUCAGCAGCCAUAGAAACGCGGAUUAACUCAUAUUUUUCCAGGGAUGGAAUGGAAACAUUCUGCAUGAGGAUAUAUAGUGUAUUGUCUUCUCUGAAUUUUCAUUUGACAGGGCUUUUAGAGGCUGUGAUCUUAAUUAAAUCUCAACUAGCUGAAAUAAUGCAUCUAAAGGCAUGCAGUGUUGCGUAACCUUGCUCAGUUGGUAAACCAUAAAUCAUCAGAAAGCUUAUGAUAGGAAUGGUUGAAUUUUUUGUUGUUGUUUGUAGUUAAAUGUACCUUAAAAAACAAAACCCUUACCGUCACUGCCUUGCAUUUACACGUUGUCAGGACCUGUCACUUGAAAGAUAAACUCUUUUAUGACACUGACCAGUUCUACAACUUUUCAGCCAACCUCCACACAAUUGGAAGAUACGGUGAAAUUAAAAUCUAGAUUAAUUAAAAACAAUGAAAGUUCAGUUUUGUAUUGGUUAAUGUGGCAGAAACGUUGUUUGAGUUAUUAUGUUUCUGAGACAAUCAGGAGAGAAUGUUGUGACUAGCUUCUCAGUCUGUACUAACAUUUGAGUAAAAUUUGAAUUGGCAAAAAGGAAGAUUGGAGGAAUUUAUUUUAUUAUGUGGUUUCGUUGUAGGUGAACAUCAAUAAGGAGAACCUGAAAACCACGUUCUUGGUAACUGGGCAAAUACAGUGGUCAGUUAGAUUCCACUUCAGGUAGUUCGUCAUUCCUUGAUUUACAAACAAGGGAUAACGUAGCAACAGUUGAUCGAGAAGGUUAGAGUAGAUAAAUACAUAAAUUGUGUCUGUGUGUUACAUUUUAAAAUAUGCAUUCAAUGACAAGGAAUUAUUAAACAGCUUUAUUAACUGUCAAGGUUUAAUAAAUUAUAAUGCUUGCACAUAUUAGGUUAUUUACUUUUAGUGCCUCAAAUAGAUAGUUGUAACUGCUGCAGUUUUUGAUUUAUAUAUAUGCUUGAGUGGAAGGAACUACCUACAUAAAAAAGUUGAGAAUGCUGUCUUGUGAUAGCUUGAUUUCAUAUAUCUCUGCACAUAACAUUUCAUAUAAGACUAGAAGUUACAUUGCUGAUGAGCUGUAGCUCUCUUGGGGCAAAAGGGGUAGCUUUAUGUGUAUCUGUAUGGCUAGAUUUGGGGAUAGUCUUAACACUGUAAGCUAAAUUUGUUGUUUGGUGAAAGGUUUGUUUUCUUGGAAGCAGUGUAUUUCUGGACUCUUGUUUUAGUCCUUUCAGAGCAUGUAAUACUUCCCUCCCACCCCCAUCAAGUGACAUUUUGCAUUCAGCCUUAUUUUCUUUCAUUUAAAAAAGAAAACUCAGGUAUCUCUUAGCUAAACAAGCCUUUGCAGAUUGGGGGGAUUUGAAUUAUCUGAGAAGAGCUCAUCUGGGCCUCUACUUUUGGAUUGUAGGAAUGCUCUUCAUUGAGUCCCUCUUCCAAUCUGUGAGUUGUUUGAAGAGAAAUGAAUUUCGAAUGAGAAAAAUGAAUACUGAACACAUACAUUGUGCCUCAUUUUCAAAUCCGGUUAAAAGCAAUUAAUCAAUGAAGAUGCACGCUAAAUGUUAUGGUUCCCGUGUCAGUGGCUAUGAUGACACCUCAAGUUAUCACUCCCCAGCAAAUGCAGCAGAUCCUCCAGCAACAAGUGCUGAGCCCUCAGCAGCUCCAGGUUCUCCUCCAGCAGCAGCAGGCCCUCAUGCUUCAACAGCAGCAGCUUCAAGAGUUUUAUAAAAAACAACAGGAACAGUUGCAGCUUCAACUUUUACAACAACAACAUGCUGGAAAACAGCCUAAAGAGCAACAGCAGGUGGCUACCCAGCAGUUGGCUUUUCAGCAGCAGCUUUUACAGAUGCAGCAGUUACAGCAGCAGCACCUCCUGUCUUUGCAGCGCCAAGGCCUUCUGACAAUUCAGCCCGGGCAGCCUGCCCUUCCCCUUCAACCUCUUGCUCAAGGCAUGAUUCCAACAGAACUGCAGCAGCUCUGGAAAGAAGUGACAAGUGCUCAUACUGCAGAAGAAACCACAGGCAACAAUCACAGCAGUUUGGAUCUGACCACGACAUGUGUCUCCUCCUCUGCACCUUCCAAGACCUCCUUAAUAAUGAACCCACAUGCCUCUACCAAUGGACAGCUCUCAGUCCACACUCCCAAAAGGGAAAGUUUGUCCCAUGAGGAGCACCCCCAUAGCCAUCCUCUCUAUGGACAUGGUGUAUGCAAGUGGCCAGGCUGUGAAGCAGUGUGCGAAGAUUUCCAAUCAUUUCUAAAACAUCUCAACAGUGAGCAUGCGCUGGACGAUAGAAGUACAGCCCAAUGUAGAGUACAAAUGCAGGUUGUACAGCAGUUAGAGCUACAGCUUGCAAAAGACAAAGAGCGCCUGCAAGCCAUGAUGACCCACCUGCAUGUGAAGUCUACAGAACCCAAAGCCGCCCCUCAGCCCUUGAAUCUGGUAUCAAGUGUCACUCUCUCCAAGUCCGCAUCAGAGGCUUCUCCACAGAGCUUACCUCAUACUCCAACGACCCCAACCGCCCCCCUGACUCCCGUCACCCAAGGCCCCUCUGUCAUCACCACCAGCAGCAUGCACACGGUGGGACCCAUCCGCAGGCGGUACUCAGACAAAUACAACGUGCCCAUUUCGUCAGCAGAUAUUGCGCAGAACCAAGAAUUUUAUAAGAACGCAGAAGUUAGACCACCAUUUACAUAUGCAUCUUUAAUUAGGCAGGCCAUUCUCGAAUCUCCAGAAAAGCAGCUAACACUAAAUGAAAUCUAUAACUGGUUCACACGAAUGUUUGCUUACUUCCGACGCAACGCGGCCACGUGGAAGAAUGCAGUGCGUCAUAAUCUUAGUCUUCACAAGUGUUUUGUGCGAGUAGAAAACGUUAAAGGGGCAGUAUGGACAGUGGAUGAAGUAGAAUUCCAAAAACGAAGGCCACAAAAGAUCAGUGGUAACCCUUCCCUUAUUAAAAACAUGCAGAGCAGCCACGCCUACUGCACACCUCUCAAUGCAGCUUUACAGGCUUCAAUGGCUGAGAAUAGUAUACCUCUAUACACUACCGCUUCCAUGGGAAAUCCCACUCUGGGCAACUUAGCCAGCGCAAUACGGGAAGAGCUGAACGGGGCAAUGGAGCAUACCAACAGCAACGAGAGUGACAGCAGUCCAGGCAGAUCUCCUAUGCAAGCCGUGCAUCCUGUACACGUCAAAGAAGAGCCCCUCGAUCCAGAGGAAGCUGAAGGGCCCCUGUCCUUAGUGACAACAGCCAACCACAGUCCAGAUUUUGACCAUGACAGAGAUUACGAAGAUGAACCAGUAAACGAGGACAUGGAGUGAAUAUCGGGGCAGGCCGACCCCGAGAAUGAAGAUUGGAAAAAGGAAAAAAAAAAAAAAAAACAACAAAACACGUCAGAAGUUAGCAGUGAAAUUGUUCUCCAUUUGUUGUACAGUCUGGAGGAUUUUCACUACGUUUUGACAACUCUGAAAUGUGUUAACUCUUAGUGCCAUCAAGAACCCCAUUUGGGAGUAUUUUUGAUUUUUCUACUUUUUGUUGAAAAAAGGAAUUUGUACUCUGUGCAUUGGAUGGACUUGUUUGGUACUUGGGAUUCUCCUCUCUUAACCGUCAACAUCAGUGUUGUAAAUUUGCUAAACUGAUUCACUUUUAGCAGCAGACUUUGAACUGCAGUCCUGCCAACGUUGGACACUGAGGACGCCCGACGGAGCUUGUGCACCUAAGCUGCAGACCAAGCCUUUGCCCAGAAUUUAAGGAUUCCAAUGGACGACCUAUUUGCACAGUACUGCAUGUUGAUUAUCACUGCCUUUACUCCAUUUUUUUUUUUUUUUUUUUGCUUCCAGUUGGGAUGGGGAAGGCCUUUGUGUGUGUAUUGGGGGGAGGGGUUAAAAAAUAAUUAUCCCAAACUUUUUAAUGUAUUGCUUUUUUUUUUUUUUUCUUCUACUAUACCAUUUUAAGUUCUGACCUCAGGCCUCCAUUUGGGCCGAUGGCCUCUUGGAGGCUUAAAGUUUUCUGUACCUUGUGAUGAAUGUUAAUAGGUGUUUUUAUUAUACAAAGCUGAAUGUCAUUUCUCGUUUGUAGCUUUCUGUCACUCAUUCCAUCUUCCUUCAGACAUCACCACGUUUCUCUAAAGUCAGAAAACAUUCCGUUUUGGUCUUUUUCAAAAAGGUCCCAAAUGCUGCACUCUACACAUGAAGGCCCUCUCACACAGACGUGACGUCCUGCCAGAAAGAGAAUGAAUGACAGAAAAAAGAGAGACAGAGACAUACUCUAGGAACAAUGCCGAUCAUUCCACGCAGCAGUAUUGGGGGUGGUUGGGGGGAGGGGUGUUUCGGAUUUUUUUUUUUUUUUUUUUUUUGCAGCAACCAUCAUUAAAUGCCACCACAUUCUACCAGCACAAGGAAACAUAGGCAGCACUGGAAAAAAAAGCUCAUACUAAUUAGACUGACAAUAUGGCCUUGAAAGGCUCUCCCUUGUGAAACCAAGUUGCCAUGGGCCUUGGGUGCUCUGCGAUAACCAGUGUGGGCUGGUUUUGUUUGCAAAACGGCCAAAAAAACCCGGCUUCCCUGAGCAGCUGCCCUGAAAGUAGGGGUGGCGGCGGCGGUGUGAGAGUUUAUACAUUAGUUCAGACCUACUUGGUGGCAUUAAACUGUUUGAAUGCAAAUUCGAUUUCAGAUUGAACUUGGUAAGGGAAUUAGUUAAUGAGGACUGAGUUCAGCAAAUGCUAAAAUGUUUGUUAAUUUCAAAUAUGCAAAUUUGGUACUGCAGUUUGUUAUGCAAUAUUAUAUCACCAACCCAGUAUCACAAAAACUCACAGAAGAUAUCGUGUAGGCCCUGGGCUUUGGGGGGUCCCAAACGUGGUAUGCAGAAUGUGAUGGUUACAGGUCAGUACAACCUCAGUCCUUAGAACCCCUCCACACUUCAACUCUGCACUCACUUUCCUGUCAUUUAUUUAUAUAGGACUGUAGUUUUUUUUAGUUCGAGAGCCUUUCGAAGCUUAAUUUAUAUUCUUUGUACCUUUUUUUCUAAAAUUACCAAAGAUAUUACACAAAGGUAAAUUAUGUUCUCUGUUUUAUGCUUUAUCUGAUGAAGCCAAAUAUCCUCUUAUUGUUGAUCAAAGGAGGCAAAAGAAUUUAGAGGCAAAUGACAAGCGUUAGGCUAUUGCAACCUGAGAAAGAGAACUGCUCCUUCAUCGUAAAUUCAGAAGACCAAGUAGAUAAUGGAACCAAAGUUGUUACUUUUUUCUAGUAGUUAUUUUUCCUUUUUCUUUUUGUGUACCUCUACAGAGACCAAAACUCAUUCUCUUAAAGAGAUUUUAGGGGGCUACUGCAGAUAAAAAUAGGACACAAUAUUAAAGGAGCUACAGAAGGAAGGGAGUCCCAUCUCAAAAAAAAUGAAUGUAUGCCACUGCAAUUAGAGUAUCAUCCAAUAAAGGAGACAGUUUAGAGUCAGAACAGAAAAGCUUCCAUUAAUUGAACUAGAUCACAUAAUAGUAUUUCUAGAAAAAAAGAUAUUUUUAGAUUGUAUGCCACUUUUGUUGAAGAACUGUGCUGUGAUCACUGUAUUAAUUUUGGUUUAUCUUGGCAUAUAUCCUUCAGUUUCUUUUUAAUUAAUUUUUCCUUUUUUUCCGAUUAGGCUUUGGUCAGCAUUUUUCAUUUAAAGAAAAGUAACACUCCCAUCCACUCAUAAGCUUGGUACAAAAACUUCUCUGGCAGUUACUUUUGAAGCUUCACUCUGCUUUCUGUAUAAAGGGCAGUCUGUGGUCACGCAAGACUUUAAAAAAAAAAAAAAAAAAAAAAAAAAAAAUACUUUUCCAGGCAGCUUCAUGAUGUGCAGGCAGUAGCCAGACAGGGUCAUGGGAAGGGGGCCCUGUGCUUCUAAACUGAGUGGUUGCUGGUUAGUUUGGUAUUCAAAAGAGGAUAAAAAUCUGGUAGAUUAGUUCAUUCUCAGCAUGUGUAGCUAGACAUGAGUAAAGAUAACAGCAUGAGAAACUGUUAGUACGCAUACCUCAGUUCAAACCUUUAGGGAAUGAUUAAAAUUUAAAAAAAAACAUUUCACUCAGUUGCACUUAGUCGUAUGUCUUGCAUGCUUAGUCUAAAGACUGUAGCAAAAAAAAAAAAAAAAAAAAAGAAAAAUUAGAUUUUACAUAUCUUUGCAGGUAUCACAGCCUUGCAGAAGAACCAACUGAAAAAAAAUUCUCAGGCUUUACAGCAAGCAAAUUUCACUAUGAUUUUUACAAUUCCGAUUCUGUAUCCCCUGGGGGUUAUCCCAGUUGCUUCUUUAGAAUGGGGUUUAUUAUGUUGUACAUAUAUCCCGAUGUGUCUGUGUGAAUCUUUGUCUUUUUUGGGGGAGGGCAGAGGGCGGUUCUUUUUUUAGAUAUUGUUCCUAAAAAGGAAUAAAUGCAUACACCUGUUUGUCAAAACACCUUUGCUUUUUGUGCAACUGCUUUAUAUUAACGAUACUAAAAAAAAAUAGCUUUGGAAAAAAAACUACUGUAUGUAAUGGAAUUGCAGAAUAUGCUGCACAUGUAUUUUAUUUAGUUAUCCUUGCUUUAAGAAUAUUGGAUGACAUUUCCUGACAUGUGGGAGGGAGAAACUCCCUAACUUUUUUUUCUGCUUUUAAAUUGUAACAUAGUUGAAGAUUCUUU
Messenger RNA from Symphalangus syndactylus (siamang), 8182 nucleotides. RefSeq names its product forkhead box P1 (gene FOXP1). The record is from RefSeq and is a predicted model, not a curated record. Gene Ontology annotation, biological process: regulation of transcription by RNA polymerase II. NCBI's taxonomy places the organism in Eukaryota, Metazoa, Chordata, Mammalia, Primates, Hylobatidae. Gene Ontology annotation, cellular component: nucleus. Gene Ontology annotation, molecular function: RNA polymerase II cis-regulatory region sequence-specific DNA binding; DNA-binding transcription repressor activity, RNA polymerase II-specific.